AGCGCGCUCUCUAUACCACGAGUGUUGCUUUCCUUGUUCUCAUGGCUUCCCUCAGCCCCGUUCGGGCCAUGACCAGGAAUUAAAACUUAAACACAACUUGGAAGAACCCUCCCUCGAAACAAUAAUAUUUAAUGGAAGGACAGAGACCGUAAAUCGAGAACGUCCCUCAGAUGUGUGUGUAUCUUCAGCGUCCACGAGGUGAAGAUGUUAUCACAGAGUGAAGCAUGAAACCCCACACUCUGCUCCACCGUUCAACAUGCGUCUGACGAAACGCUUCGUUAAUAAACAGUUUAAGUCGUACCACUCUACCAGUUCAUCGUACGUUUCUCCGUAGAGUGUUACAAGAGCCAGUGUAGUGAGUAACUGGAAGAUGAAUGAAGUAGAUUUAGUGAGGAGACUAGAUAACUAUGGAAACUACGGUACAAGUGACAGUAGCAAUUCUACAGAACAUUAUGCUAGGUGUAAUUCAUCUAGAUACGUCAAGUGUGUGUGUAGCGUUCCCAGUGAAAAACAACAGGCAGGACGCCUUACACGGUGCGAAUCGCACAGGAGAGAUAACAUGGAGCGAUGCACACAGUGCGGCGUACAUCAAACAUGCGUACAGAACAGAGUGCUAUUUCAGAAAUGCGGCUCAUUGCAGAAGACAGUACGAUGCUGCAAUGCCCGAGUGCACAGAACUGUUGCUGUCGCGUCAUCCACAGUGAACACUGUCAGAUACACCACACAGUGCACUCCAAGUGGAUCCCUGGCGUUAAAGCCUUCCUAUGACCUGUCUGAAAAUUCUAUCCCUGCUAAACCCAUUCCACCACCACCACCACCAUCUUUAUUUGUACCAUCCUCAGCAUCUCCACUCGUUCAGUCAUCCAUCUUACCAAACCCAUCGUCUGUUUUGGUUCAUUUUCCUUUUUUACUUAACGUUUCAAGGCCUGAUGAAGAGGUUCAUUCUUUAUCUGUAAAUGAUGAAGUUCAUCUUUUAUCUGUAAAUGAUGAAGAGGUUCAUCCUUUAUCUGUAAAUACUGAUCACGUAGUAAAUUAUUUAUUUUCUGCAGUCCCGGUGACAGGUGUUUCCCUAGGCUCAUCAAUAUACAAAAUAAAUCCAAAUACAACAAGAUCAGUUAUUGUAUUUCUACCUUCCUUAAUCUAUACUGCAAUUUCUGACGGUGACCUUCACUGUCUUAAAUCCUUCCACUCUUUGUAUACUCGACCCUCUGUCUCGCAUUCUCUUACGAUAUCAUCUACAUCAUUCUUAAGACCACAUGCCAGAUCAUCUACAACGCCAAGACCACCACCUGCAAUGCGGUCUACGACCCCAGCCGCAUCUCCUGCAAUGCAGUCUACCAUAUACGCUCCGUCACUUACAAUACAAUCUACGACACCCGCUGCGUCACCUACAAUACAAUCUACCACACACGUUGCGUCACCUACACUACCAUCAACAAAAUCCACUACAUCAGAGUCUACACCCACCCCAGUAACUCCCAAACUCCACACGAGAGCCGAACCACAACAUCGUGGAAAGAGGACCAGCAUCUCGAGUGCCAGGUUGCUAGAGCCGAGCACCUGCACGCCUGAGGGAGAAGUACACGUCGAAGCGUCACCUGCGCGGUGCCUGCGUUCGAAGUGGACCUCGAAGCGAGGCAGCUGCCAUCAGAGAGGCGGAGACGUCCUCACAGCUGCCUUCACCAUGCUCGCUGUCGUCUUCUCCACUGCUUACUCCUACGAACUCAAACCUACCACUACAGUGUCCAGCGUUGUGUUAGCUGGACGAACAGCUAAGUUGCCCUGUGAGCUUCCACUGCCACCUGACCGACCAACACUCAUCCUCUGGUACAAGGAUCAAGCCACUAAGCCGUUCUACAGUUUCGACGCCCGGGAGACAGCCACGGGUCACCACAAGGUGCACGAAGACUCGCAACUGGGCAAGAGGUCACGUUUCAGACCACAAACCUUCCCUUAUGCCUUCAAGGCGAGGCUAGGCUUCCUGGAGGUAGAGUCCAUCUCUCUGGCCGACGCUGGCAACUAUACUUGUCGUGUUGACUUCAUGACGUCGCAGACAAUGAUGUCAUUAUUGCAACUCUCUGUCCAUGAGGAGGUGCGCAGCUUGAAGGUCUUCGACGCUUAUGAAAACAUGGUGGGAGAAGUGGCUGGGCCGUACGAGCUGUCUUCAAGGGUUAUGCUGUCCUGCCGGGCGUAUGGUGGUUAUCCACUACCAGUGGUGGAGUGGGUGUCAGGGGAUCAGCUUCUGGAGUCCUCACUGACGCAGCCGGCCAGCACGCCCACACACAGAGCUCGCGGGCGUGGGGGAGAGGCUCCCACGACGGUGGUGGGCGUUAUACUGCACUUGCCCAGCCUCAGGAGGGAGGACAAUGGGAGGGAAGUCACCUGUGUGGCCUCCAACACCAACCUGACUAACGCGCAGUCCCACACCAUCAGCAUACAGAUGUACCUGCCUCCGCUGGAGGUGAGUGUGGAGGGGGUGGAGGAACCCCUCAGAGCUGGUGUGGAGGCUGGAAUCUUAUGUCGUACCUCAGGAUCCACACCUCCUGCCCAACUAACGUGGAACAUCACAGGCUCAGCUGCCCUAACUACCCUACCAGCCCAGUCGUCGCUGGACCAAAACACGACUAUCAGGCGAGGUCGUCUGCUACCCUCCCCAGACGACCACGGUCGAACACUUACCUGUACUGCCACGAAUCCGCAAGUGCCAGACUACUUCCUCGCCUCCACUCACACGCUCAACGUUCUCUUUGCACCGUUGGUGGAGGCUCGCUUGGCACCUGCCCUCGACCCUGGCAACAUUAAGGAAGGAGAGGAUGUCUACUUCGAGUGCCACAUCAGUGCCAAUCCUCCAGAAUCUAGAGUCAUAUGGUUACACAAGGGCGAGCCGCUGCACACAGCCAGGGGUCGAGGGGUGCUGGCACAAGGCAGGAACCUAGUACUGCAGAAAGUGAGUCGACAAGCUCGAGGUCACUACCAGUGUCGAGUGAGCAACACCAUCGACACGGUGACCAGCGAACCAGCCUCACUUGACGUCAUGUUCGCACCUGAGUGCCGUGGUCCCAAGAACCAGACAGUAUCAGUCACAGCCUCGGAAGAAGUCAAACUUGAGUGUGUGGUGGAAUCCAACCCAGCUCCGACUGACUUCCUGUGGCGGGUCAACAGCACACGGGGUAUUCAGGAGCUAGAGCCUUCCUCCUACAGCGUCCGUGGUCGUAGCAGCACCUUGGUGUACCGCCCCGACGACCACGAACACGACCAAGACCAGUACGGAGUCGUCUUCUGUCAAGGCAAGAACAGACUUGGCACCCAGGAGACACCCUGCAUGUUCCUCAUCACUCCAGCAGGUCCUCCAGAUGAACCCCUGUCCUGUUCCCUGGUUAACCAGAGUGCCACGUCGCUAGGUGUCUCCUGCGUGCCUGGGCACGAUGGUGGCCUCUCCCAGACCUUUCUCGCCACGGUUCGUGAUGCAGGGAGUCAGAGAGUGGUGGCGGAGGUGUCAUCUGCUACGCCCACCUUUACUGUGGGCGGCCUGGCACCUGGGCGGGACUACUUAGUGUUUGUCACCGCUGCCAACACCAAGGGUCACUCCUCUCCGUACCUCAUCCAUGGCUUCGCUCUCAAAGUGGCAGAGAAUAAGAUAAGUGAGUGUUUAAGCAAUUAUUUCCAGCUAGCGUUCCUCCCUGAUGUUAUUCAGUGCUACUAUCAUCCUCAGUUCCUCCCUGAUGUUAUCCAGUGCUACUAUCAUCCUCAGUUCCUCCCUGAUGUUAUCCAGUGCUACUAUCAUCCUCAGUUCCUCCUUGAUGUUAUUCAGUGCUACUAUCAUCCUCAGUUCCUCCCUGAUGUUAUCCAGUGCUACUAUCAUCCUCAGUUCCUUCCUGAUGUUAUUCAGUGCUACUAUCAUCCUCAGUUCCUCCCUGAUGUUAUCCAGUGCUACUAUCAUCCUCAGUUCCUUCCUGAUGUUAUUCAGUGCUACUAUCAUCCUCAGUUCCUUCCUGAUGUUAUCCAGUGUUACUAUCAUCCUCAGUUCCUUCCUGAUGUUAUUCAGUGCUACUAUCAUCCUCAGUUCCUUCCUGAUGUUAUCCAGUGUUACUAUCAUCCUCAGUUCCUUCCUGAUGUUAUUCAGUGCUACUAUCAUCCUCAGUUCCAUCCUGAUGUUAUCCAGUGCUACUAUCAUCCUCAGUUCCUCCCUGAUGUUAUUCAGUGCUACUAUCAUCCUCAGUUCCUCCCUGAUGUUAUCCAGUGCUACUAUCAUCCUCAGUUCCUCCCUGAUGUUAUCCAGUGCUACUAUCAUCCUCAGUUCCUCCUUGAUGUUAUUCAGUGCUACUAUCAUCCUCAGUUCCUCCCUGAUGUUAUCCAGUGCUACUAUCAUCCUCAGUUCCUUCCUGAUGUUAUUCAGUGCUACUAUCAUCCUCAGUUCCUUCCUGAUGUUAUUCAGUGCUACUAUCAUCCUCAGUUCCUCCCUGAUGUUAUCCAGUGCUACUAUCAUCCUCAGUUCCUCCCUGAUGUUAUCCAGUGCUACUAUCAUCCUCAGUUCCUCCUUGAUGUUAUUCAGUGCUACUAUCAUCCUCAGUUCCUUCCUGAUGUUAUUCAGUGCUACUAUCAUCCUCAGUUCCUCCCUGAUGUUAUUCAGUGCUACUAUCAUCCUCAGUUCCUUCCUGAUGUUAUUCAGUGCUACUAUCAUCCUCAGUUCCUCCCUGAUGUUAUCCAGUGCUACUAUCAUCCUCAGUUCCUCCCUGAUGUUAUUCAGUGUUACUAUCAUCCUCAGUUCCUCCCUGAUGUUAUCCAGUGCUACUAUCAUCCUCAGUUCCUCCCUGAUGUUAUUCAGUGCUACUAUCAUCCUCAGUUCCUCCCUGAUGUUAUUCAGUGCUACUAUCAUCCUCAGUUCCUUCCUGAUGUUAUUCAGUGCUACUAUCAUCCUCAGUUCCUCCCUGAUGUUAUUCAGUGCUACUAUCAUCCUCAGUUCCUUCCUGAUGUUAUCCAGUGCUAUUAUCAUCCUCAGUUCCUUCCUGAUGUUAUUCAGUGCUACUAUCAUCCUCAGUUCCUCCCUGAUGUUAUUCAGUGCUACUAUCAUCCUCAGUUCCUCCCUGAUGUUAUUCAGUGCUACUAUCAUCCUCAGUUCCUUCCUGAUGUUAUUCAGUGCUACUAUCAUCCUCAGUUCCUCCCUGAUGUUAUUCAGUGCUACUAUCAUCCUCAGUUCCUUCCUGAUGUUAUUCAGUGCUACUAUCAUCCUCAGUUUCCUCCCUGA
This is a messenger RNA of Cherax quadricarinatus, 5245 nucleotides long. The record is from RefSeq and is a predicted model, not a curated record. NCBI's taxonomy places the organism in Eukaryota, Metazoa, Arthropoda, Malacostraca, Decapoda, Parastacidae.